This is a messenger RNA of Owenia fusiformis, 3962 nucleotides long. The record is from the annotation of a GenBank genome assembly. NCBI's taxonomy places the organism in Eukaryota, Metazoa, Annelida, Polychaeta, Sabellida, Oweniidae.
UGAAAACCACCAUAGAUGCCCCAUUUUACGACUACACCUCAAAGUUUAAACUGCAUAUUCAAUUAAUCGCGUGAGGUAUAUAAGAUAAAUUAAAAUGGCCAACACAUAAAUGUUAUUGCUACUUGGAUAUGUUUCAACAUAUGGAUUAAUGACAUAGACAAUUUGUUGAAGGACAGUCUAAAAUGUAUGGCUAUUUCAACCUGAUAAUAAAGAGAUUCAUCAUCGAAAAGUUUGGAGAGGAAAAAUGGAACAACAUUAUCAACACAAGUAAAUGUGCCAAAUCGUAUGAUGAGUUCGCAGUCUACGAUGACGAAGUCACGACAAAGAUCAUCAAAGCCGCAUCGAAUGCUGUUGACAUCAAGCGCGACGCCCUGUUGGAAAUGGUAGGGGAGUACUAUCUCGACCACAUAAUGAAUACCGGACACGAGAAGAUGCUGCGACGUCUUGGUGGCAACUUAUUGGCGUUCUUGGAAAAUCUAGAUUCUCUCCAUACUUACAAAUUGUCGGAUUAUCCUGAGAUGAACGCGCCAUCCUUCAGAUGUCAGGAUGAUUCGAAAGAAGAUAGAAUAACACUACAUUAUUAUUCGUUCAGGCGAGGUCUACAUCCUCUUUGUCAGGGGAUUAUAAAAUCCGUGGCAAAGAUGUUUUACAAACAAGAAAUAAAACUCGAGGUAUUGUCCAAUACACUGGAAAACGUUGGCACGUCUAAAGGUGCAAGGGAGCAUAUCGUAUUUGAUAUCAAGGUGAUGAGCAAUAAACCAAGACCUGAAAUGCCACCACCAACGUACGUUGCACAGACACAAAAGCAUGGAGAGAAAAACAUAAGCCCACAGGACAUCGAUACAGCUGCCGCCCAUGCCAAAGAGCAGCCGAUUCAAAUCAGCAAAGGCGGGGUUCUUGCCGCAAAGUGGCGGGCGUCUGGUCAAAUUGCAGCAAUAUACGGCGGAUUUACUCCAACGUAUCCUGAGAAAAUGGCGAUUGACGCAAAGACAUUUUGUAAUGUAUUCCCGUAUCACGUGAUAUUUGACGAGAGUUUGCACAUCCGGGGGAGUGGGAUUAGCAUGCAGCAAUUAAUGCCCGAAAUAAGAGACACUGGAGCAAGUAUAUCAACGUUCUUUAAACAAAUAUAUCCUCAUCAUAUGGACUUCACUUUUGAGAAUAUCAAGAAAUAUAUAAAUACUCCCUUCCAUAUGGAGACAAAGCACGCAAAAAUGAACGACAAGUGGGGAAACAAACCUAUGGUUAUUUUGAGAGGUCAGAUGGUUCAUUUAGCUCAAGAUGGCUACGUCGUUUAUCUUGCGUCACCUUAUGUCAGAUGUUUACAAGAUCUCGAAGACAGAAAAAUGCAUAUCUCUGAGAUAGCUAUACAUGACGUAACUCGAGAUUUGUUGAUGUGGGAAGAUGAACUAAGAUGUAUUAACCCCACGUUACGCUUUAUGAGUAGGAGGGAACAAUCUCAAGUUUCUGUCCCUGAAAGGCGAAAGAGUGGUGGGUCCGCAAGGGGAAAUCGUGGAGUAAGGAGAGAUCGGGGUGGUCAAGAGGGACAAGGUGUAGGUGGUGAGGCCGACGUCUUAGUUGACGGUGAUGGCAUCGACCAAGCUGCUUAUGACGAACUACUUAUAAAAUACAGAAAAUGCCAAGGUGAUUAUGAGCGAGAACGAGAAAAUGCGUUAAGAAUGAAAUACGCCCUGUUGCCAAAGUCCGUAGCUGACACGAUGAUUAAAUCUGAGAGAGCCCCAGAACCAGGUGAGUUCAAGAGUUGUACUAUUCUUUUCUGUGAUGUGGUGAUGUUUUCGAAGAUCUCAAAGCAAUGCAAGCCGAAGAAGAUCAUGGAUCUGCUCACUGACCUACACGUCCGAUACGACAAAAUUUGUGACAUCCACAACGUCAUAAGGGUGGAAACAAUAGGAGAUGCUUAUAUGUGUAUAUCCGGUGCACCAGAUGAUUGUAAAACGCACGCAGAACGCAUCGCUAAUGCAGCGCUUGGAAUAAACCUGACGUCGCAAGAGGUUAAAUCGCCAAUAACAUACGAUGACGAUGACGAUGGUUUUAUAAAGGUUCGAAUUGGUGUCCAUACGGGUACUGCUUUAGCCGGGGUAGUUGGAAGCAGAAUCCCCCGGUACACAAUCAUGGGGAACACUGCAAACAUGGCGUCUAAAAUGGAAAGCCACGGUUUACCAAACAGAAUACAGAUCAGUCACGACGUAAAUAAGCUAUUAAAGAGGAAGGGGUUCAUCAUCAUAGACCGAGGCGAAAUAGAGGUUAGAGGAGGGGGCAAAGUUUACACUUAUUUUCUAGAGGGUAACAAGAGGAAGACUGAAGAAGAAUUGCUUGGGCGUAGUAGAAACAUCGAGGGAAUAAAGUUAGAGGACAAAGAUAGAAGUCCCUCACCGGUUCCGUCGAACGAUUCCGGUGGGCAACGAAGGAGGUCGGUGACUCCGAGGAACAAGGUUCACCCGAGAACAGACGAUUACUACAAUGAUGGAGAGUCCCACAGAUUGUCAACUUCUGGCCAAAUGAGAUAUUCGGAUUCCCCUGCUGCUCCCAGAGUCAACGUCACUUCAACGCGAGAUAAUGCGAGAUCUGGGAGAUCACCGAGACCAAGGGCUCGACAAGAUUCAGACAGAAAUUAUGAUGAUAACCAGGAUGUGAUAAUCGUCGAUCGACGUAGAGAUGAUCGGCGCGUCAGACCAAAUUCCGACUCAACAGAUCGACAUUACGGAAACGGCCGAGGGAACAUGAGACCGGUUCAAGAGGAGCAUCGAACGGUCGUUAGAGUCAACGAGAACGACGACGGCUGGGCACAUCCCUCCGACAAACGACGUAAUUCUCCACCGGAACGACACACCAGAGUGAUACAUGAAUACGAAGAUUCGUAUCCCCAACGAGGUGGGCGUUAUGAUGAUCGGGAUUACGACGAUUAUCCCAGUGGGCGUGGUCGACCCCAAUAUCAUAACCAUGGUUACAAUGAUGACUAUGAUGACAGAUCACGUGAUAGAGAUCGCGAUCGUUACUAUGACGAUAGACGGAAGUAAAACUGAGAGGAAUGAAAUAACAAUGACAAUUUUUACAUAUCUUUAUACACAUCCGUCCAAAGUGUUGGCACAUAUCAACAAAUUACAAUUUGUACAGAUCUUUAGUUUUAUUCAAAUUCUUAGUGUAGGCACAGAAUUUGUACAGAUCUUUAAUCUUUUUCAUAUCCGUCCAAAGUGUAUGAACAGAAUAUAGAUAUCUGUUAUUUUGUUCAAAUCCGUCCAUAGAUUAGAUUUACACAAGUUAAAGAUUUGGGUAGGAUUUACAAAUAUUUUAAUUAAAUCUAGUUGUAAAUAUAUAAAUAGAUAGAACUAAUUUGCACUCUUAGUAAAUUAACUACAUUAAUUUAUUUGCAAUAUUUAUGUACGUAUAAGUCUGGAGUGAAUUGAGAAUACAGUCUAAAUAUGACAGAAAGGAGACGCCCCAUAAGUGUCAACAGAGUACCUGAUUUGAUCAUGCACACGGUAACCCAUUUAAUAGUCUGAAACCCCUCGGCCAGCAGUAUUGCAUACAACUCUCUUAGUGUCUCAAUUGAUUGAAACAGUUUCAUUUUUGUAGUAGGCAUUUACGAAUUGCUGGGCGGUUGGAAUCGGAGGUCGGUGUUACGCUAGGCCCUGAUCAUUUACAACAAGCGUACUAUUCAAAUUAAAAAUCAAUUAAAUAGACUUGGAAAUGUUUUCUUUUAUUCUUACUCAAACAUGUCAUGAGGGAUUGUUUGGUUCAAAAACUAUUUCAUAUUUAUUUGAUUUUAGUUGUGCAAAAUACGACGCUUGCAUUGUCAGAAGAGCUGGUGGCGCAGAUUUGCGACAAGUAACCCUAUGAGUAAAAGUAUAUUGAUAUAGACAUAACUGUAAUAUUUAUUAAUACACUACUUAGCUAUUAUACAGAUAUAGUAUAAUAAAGAUUAAUAACUUAUUUCACUGUUUAGG